This is a messenger RNA of Theileria orientalis strain Shintoku, 1590 nucleotides long. RefSeq lists its product as hypothetical. The record is from RefSeq and is a predicted model, not a curated record. Bases 1 to 1590 code for a protein of 529 amino acids. Lineage: Eukaryota; Apicomplexa; Aconoidasida; Piroplasmida; Theileriidae. The transcript has 9 exons.
AUGGAGUCCUGUGAGUGGCCGCAUUACAAAAGGCACGUUCUGGACAUUUAUAUCAAGCAGCUCGAACUGGAGGUUGAAAAGAAAACACUAGUUAACUUUGUGUGGAAGUCAGAGAGGGAAAAUUACACAUCGCUAAACGUUUUGCUGCAUCCAGGCUUGAGUGCGCACACAAUAGAUCAGAAGUUGACGUUACACCACUCUUUCAAGUCAAAUUCAUCGUCGCUGACACAGCUCAAGCUGUACGAUGUAACGAGUGGUUCGAAUGAAAGAUUGUUGGCUGACUGCGAUGUUGACCUGAAGAAGCUGAUGAAUGUUACGAACCCUGUGAAGUUUAAGCUGAUAAACGAGUUCAACGAUGUCAUUCCGAUUCACACAUACGUCACAACGUCGACCAGGGUUAUGCCUACGAAGCCAUACAAAUCAGCUAAAUCAGCUGGAACACCAAACGCAGCCUUAUACCAGAAAAAUGGCGAGGAGGUACCAAUGAGUAAGUCAUUGUUAGGAAACACGAUGAAUUACGUAAACGAAAAUAUACAAGGAUUGAACAUUGACGAGUCGGACAUUUAUAAUCAGAUAAGUAAAAUGUCGUUGAAGCUUUCUAACAUUGAGAAGGAAAUCAUGAAGAAGACGAUUAAACUUAACGAAAUUAAUAAGGAAAACGUGUCGGAAAUGACUAAAAUUAAGGCAAGGCUGGAAAAGGAUUUAAUGAAAAAGGACUUGCAGAUUAAAAUACUGAUAACGCAGUUGGACGAAUUGCACACUGCACUGGCACUGUCACACCAAAGAGAGUUGGAGCUUAGUAACAGAGUGGAAUUUGGGUUAUAUAGAGAAAAUACGUUUACGAACAACAAUCCUUUAGACACCAAUGACGAUUUUAAGAAGUUUUUGUACAAGUCGGACGAGACUUUUGAGAACAUGGAUAACACUUUUACGGGACGCAACAAGAACUACCUGGAUGAGCUUGAGACGAACAUUAACGACCUGCAAAGAUUUAAACAGGACUUUGAAACGCUGAAUGACCCGGGAGUUAAGAUAAACAAGUGCAAAGAGAUCAUUCACAACCUGGAAAGGAUAAGAAAGCUGCCAAGGUCGUCGACAAGUUCAGUAUCGAGUUCGUCAGAGCACUCGAGUCGGUACAAAAAUAGGCCAAGUCCACCAUUGAGGAACGUAACACACAUCGUUGAAGGAAGCGUGAGAGAUGAAAGAGCAGUUGGCACAAAUGCUAGGCUGGUCAAGAGAACAAUUCCAGUGCACGGGGAUAGAAUUCCAAUGACAAACAGAGGACCGGUGGAGACAAUCAGUAAGACGUCACUUUUGGACAAUAAUAUCAAUAUUAGCAGAGUAAGUGUAGAGAUACUGAGCUUUAACGUGCUCCAGGUGCCGAAGCUUAUCGAAAGCAGGGAAAAGUCGAAUCGAAUAUACGGAGGAGGAGUGUUUAUACCGACGAAAUUCGAAAGCGCAUCGCACGCAACCAUAAACGGGCUGGAAAGGGAACUGGUGGACACAAAGGUGAGGCUGGCUGACAGUGAAACCAUAAAGGAAGUGUACUUCAGCCAGCUGCUGCCGAAUCCGCCGAAAAUAAUAGCAUAA